This is a messenger RNA of Chelmon rostratus (copperband butterflyfish), 843 nucleotides long. RefSeq names its product teneurin-3. The transcript is spliced from 5 exons. Bases 1 to 843 code for a protein of 280 amino acids. The record is from RefSeq and is a predicted model, not a curated record. Gene Ontology annotation, biological process: signal transduction. Gene Ontology annotation, cellular component: membrane. NCBI's taxonomy places the organism in Eukaryota, Metazoa, Chordata, Actinopteri, Chaetodontiformes, Chaetodontidae.
AUGGAAGUGAAAGAGCGACGUCCAUACUGCUCGCUGUCCAAGAGCCGCAAGGACAAGCAGGGAGCGUACACUGGUUCAUCAGGGGACAGUGAAGACUGUGCUAUUGGCUCCCACGGACUCCGGGUCCCCACUCAGAAGUCCUACUCCUCCAGUGAAACACUCAAGGCCUUUGACCAGCACCAAGACCAGACCAGGCUGCUGUACGGGACGACCAAGGGACACAAGGACAUGGUUCACCAUGAACAGGAUGACUAUAACAGACAAGGUCAGCAUUUCAGUCUUCGCCAGCUGGGAAUCUGUGAACCACCAUCACGUCGUGGCCUGGCAUUCUGCUCCGAGAUGGGCCUGCCCCACCACGGUUUUUCGGUCGGGACAGCCCAGGACCUUGACGCCGACAGUCAGGCUGUGAUGUCACCAGAGCGCGCCAUGCGGCUGUGGGGCCGCGGGGGUCUGGGUAAAUCAUCUGGGAGGAGUUCCUGCCUGUCCAGCCGCUCCAACUCAGUGCUGACUCUUACCGACACAGAGCAUGAGAACAAGUCAGACAGCGACAAUGCAAGAGAGCCUGAAACUUACAGAAUGAAAGCGGAGAGAGAGGGAGCCGCGGCGCAGAGGCACACACGGCAGGCGAGGAGACGGCGCGCACACCGCACUGAGAGGCGCAGCGGCAGGCGCGGAGAGGAAGGACCCGGCCCACAGCGCAAGGACGCCAAAUCUGCACUUUGCCCAACUGACAGAGAAGAGAAAAAGGAAGAGGAGAAGAGGACAGAAAGCGGGAGCGCCGUGGGGUUUUUCUUCAGCGGGUUUCAGUCUCCAUCCCUCACUUGGAGCGCAGAGGCUGGAUGA